GAGAUCUGGCGUUGUAGCGUUUCGAUUUACAGCCUCGUCAACGGUAUUCUUCUACCACCUCCUUCAUUUCUAUACCCUUUUUGAGAUACCAGGCCUUGGGUUUGAAAGUUAGAAGUGUACUGCUGAACUGCGGAGUCUUCAUUCCAUUGGAAGUCUGACCAGGAUCACAGGACUUGAGCCCGGAAGUUGAACGCGCGUUUCACACAUAUAUGACACGUUAUACCCGUGCAUUUGUGGUCCUCGUACCACUUGUGGCGACUUUCCUCGUGUUCCGCACGUUCGUUGUGGACCUCGAGUUCCUUCAAGUCGUCGCAGCGAAGCUGAACCUCUCAUGGCCUCUCGCUGUUCACCCGGAUGCUCUACAGAAGCCUCUAGCCGCAGAAGAUGCGUCUCAAUGGCCUAUAGGACACGACACCGAUGACUCACCGCCAAGCAAUACUCCCCACGAUUCACAUCAUCCCUCGAAGGGACGUCCUUACCAUGGUCAAUCUAAAUUCCCGCCAACACCCCGCUACACCCGGAAGAUCGUGGCUGUGGGUGACCUGCAUGGUGACAUGCCAAAUGCACGUUCGGUUCUACAAAUGGCUGGUGUGGUUGACCGUCAGGGCAAUUGGACUGGUGACGUGGAUAUCUUUGUUCAGACGGGAGAUAUCAUUGACAGAGGAGAUGAUACUAUCAAACUGUACUUUUGGAUGGAACAACUGCGCUCACAAGCGGAAGCGAACGGUGGCAUUGUGCUUUCGCACCUCGGGAACCAUGAAUGGAUGAACGUUAUUGGAGAUUGGCGUUACGUGCAUCCAUCUGAAAUUAAGACCUUUGGGUCAGUCGACAGUCGUUUCAAGAUGCUCACGAAGGGCCGUAUAGGCAAAGCUUGGGCCACGAAUUAUACCACAACCUCCCGUUUGCCACUUCACCCAUCGCUAGGCCCACCCAACACAGACUACGACCCGUCGUCUACCUCAACCCUCUCACAUGCCGCUAUCUCGUUUGUUCAUGGUGGUCUUGCUCCUCAUUAUCCGGAUCUCACACCAUUUCCGUCGCGUAUUAAUGAUUUAGGACAUUCCUUACUACGAAAAUUACAACACCGCACGCCACCACCCGUGCAUCCUCCCCAUCCGUAUCCUGGACUUCCCAUGGAUGCGACUCCGGAAGAAAGGAGGUUAUAUGCUGAGAAUGGACCACUUUGGUAUCGAGGUUGGGCUUUGAAGCCAGAGGAGAAGGUUUGUAGAGAGGUGGAUGACGUUUUGGAGAAGACGGGGACGAGGAGGAUGGUCAUGGGGCAUACUCCCGACUUCCAGAAAAUCGUCUCCAGAUGUGGUGGCAAAAUCAUCAUCAUUGAUACCGGUAUUUCACAUGCCUAUGGCGGAGCCCUUUCCGCGCUUUCAAUUCAGUACACGCUUACGCCUAUCUCGAUAACGCCAACAAAAAAGCUGUGGAUAGAACGCGAAUUGGUCUCUGCGGUAUACCCUAAUCGGGUGGAGAUCCUCGCGGACGUAGAAGCUGAAGUCGAAGGCGACUUCGCGUGAUUUCGCGAUUCUGGAGAUCUAGUCUUUGUGCCGUUUGUUCUUGUUUUGUAUGAUUCUGUGAUGGUUGGCUAACUUAUUUGCAUCCUAAUUUAUUUGGGUUGGACUUC
This is a messenger RNA of Somion occarium, 1633 nucleotides long. The record is from the annotation of a GenBank genome assembly. NCBI's taxonomy places the organism in Eukaryota, Fungi, Basidiomycota, Agaricomycetes, Polyporales, Cerrenaceae.